AUGGUUCGCAAAGACCCCAUCUUCGAAGCCCGCACAAAUGUCAAACUCCACUCCAACCGACUAAAAAAAGAAGCCAUCCGCGCGGAAUCAACCUACAAAUCAGAAAAAGCCAAAGCCGACAAAGCCAUGAAAAACCACGAAUUCCAGAUCGCCCGCAUCCACGCCGCAUCCGCAGUCCGCGAAAAACGGCGCCAAGUAACACUCAAAUCAGAAGCCGCGCGAGCCGACGUAAUAAUCAACGAACUCAAAGCGGCGCAGAGCACGCGCGACACGUCGCGCACACUGGCGCUCGCAUCGCGCGGGCUGGACGCUGCGUCGCGGAGUGUGAAUCUCGAGCAGCUGGUCGGGCAUGCGAACAAUUUCCUGGCGAGGAGUGAGGACUUUAAGAUUGCUAGCUCGGCGAUUGAGGACGUCGCGCAGGGUGUUAGUAUGCAGGAGUAUGGGGCGGAGGGGGAGACGGAGGUUGAUCGGCUUAUGGAGCAGCUUGCUGAUGAUGCCGGGGUUGAUAUGAGGCGCAAUUUGGAGGAGAGUGAGGCUCCUAAGGAGGAGGUUAAGGUUCCUGAGCGGCAGGGGGUGGAUGCUGAGGCUGAGGAUGGGCUUGGGGCUAGGUUGAGGGCUUUGAGGGCUGCUAAUUAG
This is a messenger RNA of Penicillium nucicola, 636 nucleotides long. RefSeq names its product putative SNF7 family protein Fti1/Did2. The record is from RefSeq and is a predicted model, not a curated record. Gene Ontology annotation, biological process: late endosome to vacuole transport; protein transport; endosome transport via multivesicular body sorting pathway. The transcript is spliced from 2 exons. NCBI's taxonomy places the organism in Eukaryota, Fungi, Ascomycota, Eurotiomycetes, Eurotiales, Aspergillaceae. The coding region runs from base 1 to 636 and encodes 211 amino acids. Gene Ontology annotation, cellular component: ESCRT III complex; multivesicular body.